GUGGAUUGUCCCUUGCCUCAGCUGCUCUGACAACAGGACCUGUGACUGGAGAGAAAUAACAUGGCAGCCCCAUGGCUGCCGAUACUCUGUGUUAGCCAAGCCUGAGCUCCAGCACUGUGUGGAGGGCAGAAAGAUUCUUUUUAUAGGCGACUCAACUAACAGAGGGAUGAUGUACUACCUAAUAGAAAGAGUGAAUAAGACUCUUCAGGAAUGGCAAAAGACUCAUGAUGUAAAAUGUUAUCAUAAUAUCAACGAAGGGAAAACAUUUAUCAGUUACUCCUACUACCCCCAGUUUUGGAUGAACGCAAACCAGAGACCGACUUUUGAAAAAGCACUAGAACAACUGCUUCAGAGAUCACGUCCCCUGGAGAACACAGACCAGACCGUAUUAAUUGUAGGUGGCGUUCAGUGGCUUAAUUCCAAUCACCUACAAAUUAUCCAAAAGGUGUUGAACAGGGAAAAUCUAUCAAAUAUCUUGGUAAUUAUCAAAUCCAUAGGGAUGGGUUUUCACCUCCCAGUGGAUGGAAUACAUUCUCUGUCACAGGCAGAAGUGCAAAACUUGUGGAACGAAAACCUGAUUAUUCUGGAUACAGCAAAAAAAUUCGGCUAUGAAGUUGUUGACACCUUUGUCAUCACCAUGGGACGUUACAAAGAAUUUCUGCAAGGGAAGUGCGGCUGCCAUUUCCAUGAG
Mesitornis unicolor (brown roatelo) is the source of this 691-nucleotide messenger RNA. RefSeq names its product cadherin-like and PC-esterase domain-containing protein 1. The annotation marks the transcript as partial. NCBI's taxonomy places the organism in Eukaryota, Metazoa, Chordata, Aves, Mesitornithiformes, Mesitornithidae. The transcript is spliced from 5 exons. The record is from RefSeq and is a predicted model, not a curated record.